AUGGCUAAGCCGUUUAGAUCCGAACAACUCAACGAUUUGUUCAAUGAUACUACCCCCUUCGCCCUGAUUGACAUUCGCGAACCCGGGGAAUUCAACACCAGCCACAUACCGGGAAGCAGCCUUAUCCCCCGCCGGAGGCUGGAAUUCGACCUCCACUCGGCCGUACCCCACGCCGGGUCGUUGAUCGUGUUGUGCGAUGAUGACGGCCGUCGCGUGUCCCAGGCAGUUGCAACGAUCGAGGCCAUGGGCUUCGACAAUGUCGGCUGGCUCGACGGCGGCAUCAACCGUUGGGUGAGUUUAGACUACCCCACUGAAUGGGGAGUGAACGUUCCCAGCAAGGACUUCGGCGAAAAGGUCGAGGUCGUCCACCAUGUGCCCGAGAUCGACGCCAUCGAAUUGCGUUCCCGCAUGGACCGCGGCGAAAAAAUGGUCAUCCUCGACACGCGGACUCCUGAGGAAUACCGCCGGUUCUGCAUUCCCGGCGGCCGGAGCGUUCCCGGCGGUGAGUUGGCGCUCCGGAUUACCGACAUCACGGCCGACCUGGAUCCCGAUACCACCGUCGUGGUCAACUGCGCCGGACGCACCCGAAGCAUCAUCGGGACCCGUGUGCUCCAGCGCAUGGGCUUGGACCGCGAGGUCGUUGGCCUGAAAAACGGCACCUCCGGAUGGGUGCUGGCCGGUUACGAAUUGGAAUCCGGGGCAACCCGGGACCGCCUGCCCAACGUAUCUGACGCGGGCCGCGCCGCGGCGGAGGCUUACGCCGAUCGUUGCGCCGCCGAAGACGGCGUGCGUUUCCUGGAUAUUGCCGGUCUCGACGCCAUGGCUAACCGCAGCGUGACCGAGAGCAUGUACUUCAUCGACGUGCGUACGUCGGAAGAAUAUGACCGCGGACGCAUUCCGGGUUUUCGGUGGUUCCCCGGCGGCCAGUGCGUUCAGCGUAGCGACGACGUGGCAGUCGUGAAAAAUGCGCCGUUGGUGUUUUGCUGCGACGGCAGGGCCCGAGCUGCCCUGACCGCGUCCUGGUUCCGCCAACUGGGACAUCAGGAGGUCUACGCGCUCAAUGGCGGCACCCGGGCGUGGGCCGCCGCGGGCCGUCCUCUGGAGUCCGGCAUGAGCAUCGCCGCUUUGAACGACGGUUCGAUCGCCGGCGGUACGGAGUCCGAACUGUUGGCGGAGGCCCGCCGCUCGGUACCCGCCGUCUCAGCCAGGGCCCUCGAUGAAAACCGCCCCGACGUUAUCAUCUUCGUCGAUACCAGCCAGGAAUUCGCCCGUGGUCACGUGGCCGGGUCCCGCUGGGUGCCCCGAGGAUGGCUCGAAUGGCAGAUCACGGACCACGUCAGGUCAAAUGACGCCAGCAUCGUGGUGACCUGCGUUGAUGGGCGCCAGUCCCUGCUGGCGGCGGCGACCCUGCGCCAGAUUGGCUAUUCCAACACCCGGGUCCUGGCCGGCGGGGUAACCUCAUGGCAGGCGGCUCGCCUGCCAGUGGAAGAAGGCCUCAGUGGCAUCAACCGAACGCCUUCCGACGUUGUUUUCAGCGGACCCGACCGCAACUACGCCGACAUGCAGAAUUACCUGCGGUGGGAGACCGCUCUAGGCGAGAAGUACGCCGCCGAUUAG
Molecule: messenger RNA, 1617 nt
Organism: Geodia barretti
Lineage: Eukaryota; Metazoa; Porifera; Demospongiae; Tetractinellida; Geodiidae
Source: the annotation of a GenBank genome assembly